Molecule: messenger RNA, 1974 nt
Organism: Mesocricetus auratus (golden hamster)
Lineage: Eukaryota; Metazoa; Chordata; Mammalia; Rodentia; Cricetidae
Gene: Sp110
Product: SP110 nuclear body protein
Exons: 14
Coding region: 162-1619 (485 amino acids)
Biological process (GO): regulation of transcription by RNA polymerase II
Cellular component (GO): nucleus
Molecular function (GO): DNA-binding transcription factor activity, RNA polymerase II-specific; DNA binding
Source: RefSeq, a predicted model, not a curated record
UCACUUUCGGUUUUCUUUUCUGGAAAACUGACGCGGCGCGGCCUGGGCACCGGGAUUUCCCGACUGGACCCGGAAGGCAUCUCCAGGCAGGGUCCAGGAUCUCCUUAAAUGAUCCCUGGUCUCGUCAGGGAACCUGGGUGACAGCCCGCCCGCCAUCCAGGAUGAUCUCUAUGUCCAAGGCCUUGGAAGAGGCGCUUCUCCAGCACUUCACGUACACAAAGCUGGACAUUGCCUAUGCCAUCAACAAGCCGUUCCCCUUCUUCGAAGCCCUCCGGGACAACUCCUUCAUCACUGAGAAAAUGUACACGGAAUCUCGGCAAGCCUGUCAAAAUCUGGUCCCUCUAUCCAAAGUGGUGCACAAUGUUCUCACCAGUCUGGAGCGGACUUUCGAUGUGUCACUGCUCCUGACGCUGUUCAGCCAGGUCAACCUACGCGAAUACCCCAGCCUGGUGGCAAUUUUCAGAAGCUUCAAAAACGUCGUUACUGCCUAUGAAGGGAAUAAGAGAACUGCUCAGUCCCUACUCCAAGUCCCAACUGACCUAGCAGAAGGGCACUCCUUCCGGACUCUGCUGCCGUCGACCCAACCAUCUCUACCAAGUCGUCUGUCCUCUGCACCAAGAGUCUUUGAGCCUGGAGCAGCCUCACAGCAAAUCACUGAGAUCCUGGAUGAGCAGCCCAGCCCUUCUCACACAGCUGCGCCUCCCCCUGGCUUCAUUCAGAAAGGAAAGACCACUCUAGCUACAACUGAUAAGGAAGAAGACUCGGAAAGGAUGCCCAGCACUUCCCCUGACACCAUGCAAAAGUCCUCCAGGGAUCCCCCGAGAAAUGAUAAAGAUGACUCUCUAGAGAUAUCCCCCAAUCCCUCGGGCUCCAUGCCAGUGGUCAAGGACAACUUAACAUCCAAGGCUAAGGAGGAAGAAGACUCAGGAGGGCAGCCUCCCGGUACCCUUGGCUCUGUGCAAGCAGUAAAAGAUGAGCCUCCUGCACCAAAUGACCUGCAGAUGCCCCAGGAAGCACCCAGCACACCUGCCAACAAGAAAGCAAAAAGAAAGAAAAGAUGCAUCUGGUCAACUCCCAAAAGAAGACAUCAGAAGAAAAGACCCCCACAAGGGGUGACCUCACCAGGACAUGGAGUCCAAGGGAAGCUCAAAGUGGUGGGUCAGAGGACUCCGUGGAAGAGUGAUUCAACCAGGACCCAGGAGGCAAGGACUAAGUGUGCUCAGACAUCCAGAUCACAGGAGAUCAGCAAUGGGGCUUCAGAAACAAAUGGAAGGAGGAGGCCUCAAAGGAUGCUCAGCCUAUCACCAAAAGCCACAAGAGGGAAGUCCAAUGAUGACACUGUGGAUUUUCUCUCUCCUACUCUUCCUGUGACCUGUGGUGAGGCCAAAGGGAUUUUGUUCAAGGAGAAAAUGAAGCAAGGACCCUCAGUAAAAUGCAUUCAGAAUGAGGCAGGGGAUUGGCUCACCCCAAAGGAAUUUUUAAUUGAAGGAAAAAGGGCCCAGUCAAGAGACUGGAAGAAAGUUAUACGGUGCAAGGCGAAGACCUUAAGAUUCCUGGAGCAGGAAGGACUUUUGCUCUGCACCUCCAACAGUAACCUCAAGAAAAGGGUGGCUAGCUGAUGAACUCCUGACACAUACUCAACUCUCGGUGUCUGACCUUCACCUCCGAGCCCCUGAGUGUCCCAGCUCUGAAGCCCUUCCUGUUUGGGCUGGUCCAGCGCUGGGUACAUGCUCACGAUGCCUCUUUUGACAGCUGAUGUGCAAUGGAAACUUGCCUGAAUCCUGGAAAUGAAAAACGAAGCUGUUGGUGUCUGUGUGCCUUAGAAAAUGGUCUUGAUAUUAGGAUGCAUACAAACUAAAGGUGCCAGAAGAGAAGGCUUUAGUGCAAGAAGCAAAUAUGAUACCAAGUAUUGUUCAAUGCCACAUGCUUAUUGUGUAUAGCAUGGACAGAUGUCUAGUACAGUGAUUCAAGUGA